AUGGCUCCAAUCCCGAUCGCACUGUGCGGGAAGCAUCCGGACAUGUGCGACAACUUCGUCAAAGGCAUGUUGCCUGAGUAUGAAGUCGUUCACGUGUGCCAUAACGCUCCAAUAGCCAAGUCAGAGCUCCCUCCGUUGCUCAAAGGCGAACGAACCGAGCCAGCGUCAGGCAAAGGUAGCAACACCAAGACAGGUGAUCCCAAAAUCCCCAAGGCCAUUUUCGUGGGCGGCGGAUUCUCGCCAUCUGAGCUGGAGGAAAUGCGAGCUGUGGAUAGUUUGAGAACUGUUCCUUGGAUGUAUCCGCCUGCCCAUAAGCGACCUAAGACGGCUGGUCCGCCACCAAUCGAUGUAAUCAUCUCGAGGGCCAAGGAGGCAUUCGCAGAGCGUGGAUUUGUCGAGGGAAAGGAGGAUCAGGUCGAGGUUGGACUGUGGGAUUACUGA
Messenger RNA from Zasmidium cellare ATCC 36951, 441 nucleotides. RefSeq lists its product as uncharacterized. The record is from RefSeq and is a predicted model, not a curated record. Bases 1 to 441 code for a protein of 146 amino acids. The transcript has 2 exons. Lineage: Eukaryota; Fungi; Ascomycota; Dothideomycetes; Mycosphaerellales; Mycosphaerellaceae.